Dinoponera quadriceps is the source of this 2967-nucleotide messenger RNA. Its product is annotated as coiled-coil domain-containing protein 13-like. The record is from RefSeq and is a predicted model, not a curated record. Gene Ontology annotation, cellular component: centriolar satellite. Lineage: Eukaryota; Metazoa; Arthropoda; Insecta; Hymenoptera; Formicidae. Gene Ontology annotation, biological process: cytoplasmic microtubule organization; non-motile cilium assembly. The transcript has 11 exons. The coding region runs from base 1 to 1809 and encodes 602 amino acids.
AUGGGAGACGAUACGUGCGAACUAGGGACGAACGAUGCUUCUAACGAGGAUUCACGAUCGACUAAAUCUAUAAAGGAACUGUUCUCCGAACGUAUCAUAUGCCCGGAAGAACUAAACGAAUUCUUACAAGGUCGUAUUCAUGACUUAACAACGGAGAAUGAAUGUUUGCGACGAGCAUUCGAACAAGCGGAGGAAAGGUCACGACAAUUGUCGGAGGAGAAACUCGAUUCGCAAAACACAAUAGAGAUAGGAAAAGAGUCGGCCGCGAAUAAAUUAAGCGAACUUGGCAAAAAGUACAGAAACCAAACCGCCGAGAUGGAGAUAUUGAAGGUGAAAUGUGAGAAUCUACAGGCUACUCUGUCCGUCAAAGAAGACGAGUUGAAGCGUCAAAGAGCAGAAUUACGACAGAUUGUCAAGUGCGAAGGAUGCAAGGAUUCCAGCGGUGAGAAUAGAAGUCAGGAUAAUGGAGAAGAGAAAGAUUCGGGGAACAGUUCGAGCAAAAGUGACAACGAGCGAAUAAAGUGCUUGAAAAAUAAGCUGCAGUGGACUCAAAUAAGACUUUGCGAAUCGAGAAACACGUGUGCCGCUCUUCGGCAAGAGAUUAAGAAGGCUCAGAAGUUAUUGUGUAGCGAGGUGGGCGAAAACGUCAGUGUCACCGCGUUCUCGAGCGUACCGGGCGGUUGGCGCGGACGAGCUGAGCAAAUCCGAAAUCUGCAGCAGAAAGUGGCAGAAUUGCAGACCAAAUUGUCGGAACACGACAAAUGCCAGAAAGGAUCUUCCUCCGCGUCCGUAGAUCGACAAAACUUGGCUAAUUUCCGUAUUGCUGAGAAAGAAAGACGGCAGCAGAUUGAAAAUACGGCGAGGGAACUCAGACAAGCGGAAGUAGCGUUGGAGACCUCGAAGAGAAAGCUCGAUGCUUCUAAAGCGAGAAUAAAAGUAUUGGAGCACGAGUUGGAUGUCGCGAGGACUAAUAUCGUAAUGCUGAAUGAGAAAAGGUCUCAUGACGGCUGUGUCAUCGAGGCGCUGAAUGAGCGACUGAACAUCGCUAAGGCGAGGUGUCAAGAGUGCGAAGCGGAGGUGCGGAACAAGGAACAUAGGAUCGAACGUGAGAAUGCGAAUAUCAAGAAUGAAUUGCAAGCGACGCAACUGCUCGUCGAUCGAUUACGCAAGAGAUUAGAGGAACGCGAGAUCGAAAUUGACAAGAUGAGGAACGACAUCACGCUGGAUGAAUCUUUGAAGUGUCGUCCCUCCCUUCGUUCAGACUUUCGGUCUUCCGAAGGGCAUCAGGUCAGCCCAUUCGUUAGUCCGCGAAGUUUGAGUGAACCCAACGAAUAUGUGACCUUAGCUUUAGCUGCCGAAGCCGAACGGGUGAGACUCCUAGAAUUGGUAACUUUGCUGAAUCAACGUUUAGACAAGGAGAGGAACGAGAUAAUCUCCUUUGAGGAAUCUCUGCGUAAUGAAAGAAAGAAAUGUGCGAAAUUGGAAUCAAAAUUGCGGGAAUUGGAGAAGGAGAGGGUCGGACUUGUCAAGGUGGACUCCGGAUACAGAGCGAAAUUCCGCGCGAGGUCCACGUCGAAUCUACGAGUGGACGAAGAGGCCACCGGCUCCGAGAAAGUUCGCUUCAGAAUCGAAUUGCUGGAAGAGGAGUGUCUCACGCUUAAGGCCAGAUUAGAUACGGUGCGGCAGGACAAAGCCAACGAUCUCGCCGUGUACAAGCGAAUGCUCGAUCAGGCUAGAAAGACUUUCAAAGAUGCGUGCAGGAACAAGCCGCUGGCGGCCGGUGGGAGUCGUUCCACGAUAACUAUUUAACGUGACAAGAAGGAGGGAGGGAUAAAGGAAGAGGAAACCCGCGCGCCAGUCUUCGGGAAGCGUAAAAGCAACGUUUAAUUCGACGCGUGCCCGCGUUCGUGAAGCAGCGGGCCGAUUUAAACGACGAUCGGCGAGCGCGCCGUUUUCGACGACGAAAUAAAAUCGUUUUCACGAACGGGCGAACGGGGCCAGCCGCGAUCGGAGUGGAUGUAGCAGCAACAAAGCGGCGUGAUGAUGUAACUAGGACACGAGAGAUAAGGUGCAACGCCUCCACGUAAACCCGCGUGACACCGCCGGAGCAAAACUCGUCGUUUCGCUUCCACCUCGCGUCGUCGUCGUCGUUGUCGUCGUCGUCGUUCUCUUAACACCGCCGAUGUUUGCUCGGCCAACUCUGUCGUUUGCUCUCGCCAUUGAUAUCGCACCGGCGGCAUCGCGGCGGCCGUAAAUUCAUCCCGUUCUCUUCUUCGUUCCCUUCGAUGUUACAGCCGAGUACAGCGAGACGAAUCCUCGAGCGUGUCGCGCUCGAAUCUACCGAACGUUCGAGAGAUCCUGGCGAUUGGAUUCGCGAAUCACGAAAUAGUGUGUUGAAAAGACGUCUCGUAUGAAUCCCUUUUUUUUCAUAUAUAAAGUCGCGUAAUUGUAUUAUUUUCGCAGAGCGUAAUUUCGCAUGUUGCUAUGCUCUCGCUCUUUUGUGUGCGCGAGUAAAGAAGUAAACCAAGUUGUCCAAGUUCAAGUGGUCGAUUGUAACAGAACGAAAAUCAAUGUAUACUUUUGAUUUGUACGCUUUUAUCUCGGCUUUUGCUUCCCCAAAUUGAUGAAACAUUCGAUCCGUGUAUCCUCGAUUUACACGGCAGCGUAUUAUGCGCGAGUGUGCGUGUAUAUGUGUCUUGAAAACCAAAUUAUACGCAAAUAGGGAACCACGGUGAAGUUAUCGAUGUCCUAGUUGGCGUUAACAAAGCAACAAUCCCUUUGUACCGGAGCUGUUUUACAAGAUGUUCCAUAUUAUCGCGGAUACACAUCCGCCAAGUAUGCUACUGCUCAAAGAACCUCCGACUGGUGACAACCGUAGACUUCAUUGUCCUUUAUAGUCCUUUUUCUUUCUUCUUGUAAAAAGUAUUCCAAUAAAAUUUCCGUGUAGAAAUAACAGAUAUAAUAAAG